AUGGUUGGCGGAACAAGCCAACUUAAAAGCCCAACGCAUAAACUUAAGUUACAACAAACUGCAAAAUUCCAAAAUUCGGGCAAAAUUACUUCGGAGGACUUAGCCGAAGCAAAAAAAGUAACUGUCAAAAGAGUACAAAAGAAAUACUGGUCGAGUUGUUUUGAGGAACCCCACACUGAACAAGCGCAAUAUCUUAUUGACAGAUACGGACUAGUAGAACAAGAAGGUAUCUUAAGAUGUGUAGGACGUAUGGAAAACAUCUCGGGAGCUUGCCAAUCGAACAGCCCGAUUUUACUGCCAUCAGAAGACAGUAUUACUUAUUUAAUUAUUCAGGACAUACAUCAGAGACUGUUUCAUGCCGGAGUACAAUUUACACUCGCAGAACUAAGAAGGAAAUGGUGGAUUCCACAAGGAAGGAGACUAAAAAUUGGGGAGAUAAUAGAAUUAAAAAAGAAUUUUGACGGUGAAAUUGUGAGGAAGUCUAAUAAAAGAGAAACUGAAAAGGCAAUUUGCCAUUUAUAUCCUUUAGAGUUAGAAGAUGAGAGCAAAGAGGAGAAAGAAGAGGAAGAGAAAGGGACUAAAGUCUUAGGAGCUCUAGGAGGCAAAUUAGGUCGGGUGGGUAUUCUUUACAUAGCGCAAAUACUACUAGUACUACUCAUUGCCAGCACCGCGGCGGUAGAUACUAGAUGUAAGCAAAAGGAAAAAUUUUUCUGCGUUACAUCACAGAGUUGUGUUUACUCAGGAACAGUAAUAAAGAAAAAUAAUCAAGGACAGUAUUGUUGGCAGAUCCAAGAAUGUAGCAAAGGACAUCUAGUGGAAGGGACAUGUAAAAAGAAAUGUGAGUGCCCAAAGUGA
Enterobius vermicularis (human pinworm) is the source of this 855-nucleotide messenger RNA. Lineage: Eukaryota; Metazoa; Nematoda; Chromadorea; Rhabditida; Oxyuridae. The record is from the annotation of a GenBank genome assembly.